This is a messenger RNA of Caenorhabditis briggsae, 885 nucleotides long. The record is from RefSeq and is a predicted model, not a curated record. The transcript has 8 exons. NCBI's taxonomy places the organism in Eukaryota, Metazoa, Nematoda, Chromadorea, Rhabditida, Rhabditidae. Bases 1 to 885 code for a protein of 294 amino acids.
AUGAUGGUUGUCUUUGGAACACCUACAGUAAACCAAAAUGCUAACACUUUUUUAAAUACCGAUUGGAACACUUGUCUGCAAUUAUGCUAUCAAUCUGUACCGUGUCUGUUGGCAUGGCAGUCUGGCUCCGAUUGCCUCACUUUUAAUUACACUGCCACUGGACCAGUGACCCAACUUCAAAGUGGAUCUGUGGUAGCAUUCAAAGUGGACAAUCCAAGUAGCCAGUGCCCAAAUGGAACUAAUCCACCUACUUUCAACAAUAAAAAUGCUACGGGCUCCUUGAGCAUAACCGAUUCAACAGAGGAUAAAACAGUCACUCGGAUUUCUUAUGAGACUUAUUUAGAAGGGGGAAUAUGGCACUUCGGCUACACAUACGCUAAAAGCUGCCCGGAUGGUUUCAAUUCAAACUUACGAGCUGAUGGAAGCAUCAAGUGUUUCAGACAAUGGUUACCAUCAGAUGGAGGUGUGUUUGACCAUGAUCGAGCUGUAGCAAUCUGUACAGAAGAUUUUUCCUCCCUCGCCGGAAUCACAACUCAAGAAGAUUUGACUUUUGUGACAAAUAUCGUACAAGCACUUCGCUAUAACGUUUCCAGUCCUAAUGUUUAUGCAAGGAUAGUUGGAAUACGUACGAAUUCGUGUCAAGGAAGUCCGAAAAGUGCCACGUGUCAAAGUGUAAAAGGCUUUGAAUUCACCGACACCACAGUCCAAAACUUUACCUAUUACAAUUGGUUGACAAAUUCCUCUGCUCAAGCGAGUACAAGUGACAAUUGUAUUGUGAUGGUUGCAAAUGGUACCAAUCCAAUUACGACUGAUGUUAGAAGCUGUGAUGCCGACACUCCUCUACCAGCGUCUAUAGUGAUUUGUUCGCGACCGGCGUGGGUGUAA